UCCGGGGCGGGAAAGAGGCGCGAGGAAGAUGACGUCAGGUGCUCACUCCGGAAGUGCCUGUGGUAGAGUGUUUGCUGGGACCCGGCGGCGAAAGAAGAAAUGGCCCCAGAGGAAUCCCAAUCCCUGUCGGGUUCUGAGGAGCAAGAAGAGAAUUGGCAGCUACCUGCUAAGCAACUAUCUGAUAAUACAGACAACUACUUAAGGUAAAUGUUUCCAUAACCUUAUGGAGAGAAAGGACUUUGAAGCAUGGCUUGAUAAUAUUUCUGUUACGUUUCUCUCUCUGACGGACUUGCAGAAAAAUGAAUCGUUGGAUCACCUGAUAAGCUUGAGUGGGGCUAUCCAGCUCAGGCACCUCUCCAAUAACCUAGAGACCCUCCUCAAACGGGACUUCCUCAAACUCCUCCCGUUGGAACUCAGUUUUUAUUUGUUAAAAUGGCUUGACCCUCAGACCUUACUCACGUGCUGCCUCGUCUCUAAGCAAUGGAACAAGGUCAUAAGUGCCUGUAUGGAGGUGUGGCAGACUGCCUGUAGGAAACUGGGCUGGCAGAUUGAUGACUCUGUCCAAGAUGCUUUGCACUGGAAGAAGGUGUACUUGAAGGCCAUCUUAAGGAUGAAGCAAUUAGAGGACCACAAAGCCUUUGAGACCUCCUCACUGAUUGGACACAGUGCCAGAGUGUACGCACUUUACUAUAAAGAUGGACUUCUUUGUACAGGUUCAGAUGACUUGUCUGCAAAGCUGUGGGAUGUGAGCACAGGGCAAUGCAUCUAUGGGAUCCAGACCCACACCUGUGCAGCAGUGAAGUUUGAUGAACAAAAGCUGGUCACAGGCUCCUUUGACAACACGGUAGCCUGCUGGGAGUGGAGCUCAGGAACCAAGACCCAGCACUUCAGAGGCCACACGGGGGCAGUUUUCAGUGUUGAUUACAAUGACGAGCUCGACAUCCUGGUCAGUGGCUCAGCGGAUUUCACUGUGAAGGUCUGGGCCUUAUCAACGGGAGUGUGUCUCAAUACACUAACAGGGCACACGGAAUGGGUCACAAAGGUGGUUUUGCAGAAGUGCAAAGUCAAAUCUCUCAUGCACAGCCCUGGGGAUUACAUCUUGUUAAGUGCAGAUAAAUACGAAAUCAAGAUCUGGCCUAUUGGGAGAGAGAUCAACUGCAAGUGCUUAAAAACCCUUACCGUCUCAGAAGACCGCAGCAUCUCCCUCCAGCCUCGGCUUCAUUUUGAUGGCAAAUACAUUGUCUGCAGUUCAGCUAUUGGGUUGUACCAGUGGGACUUCGCCAGCUAUGAUAUCCACAGGGUUAUCAAACCUCCUGAAUUUGCGAACUUGUCCUUGCUGGGCUUCGGCGACAUUUUUGCCCUGCUGUUUGAUAACCACUACCUGUACAUAAUGGACUUGAGGACAGAGAAACUGAUCAGCCGCUGGCCACUGCCGGAAUACAGGAAGUCAAAGAGGGGCUCGAGCUUCCUGGCCGGGGAAAUGGAUUGGCUGGACGGUUUGGAUGGUCAAAAUGACAUGGGCCUGGUCUUUGCCACCAGCAUGCCAGACCACAGUAUUCACCUGGUUUUGUGGAAGGAGCAUGGCUGAAGCAAGCCAGCAGGACUACAUGACAAACAAAACCACACAAUUGGGCCAGCCAGCGAUGAGCCAGCCAGAGGAGACUGUGCAUGAACCAAAGCAGCUCACCUUAACAGAUAUCAUCA
Messenger RNA from Lacerta agilis (Sand lizard), 1704 nucleotides. It is a transcript of the gene FBXW2, whose product is annotated as F-box and WD repeat domain containing 2. The coding region runs from base 224 to 1588 and encodes 454 amino acids. Gene Ontology annotation, molecular function: protein binding. The record is from RefSeq and is a predicted model, not a curated record. Lineage: Eukaryota; Metazoa; Chordata; Lepidosauria; Squamata; Lacertidae. The transcript has 8 exons.